This is a messenger RNA of Mercurialis annua (annual mercury), 1308 nucleotides long. Its product is annotated as F-box/kelch-repeat protein At1g23390-like. The transcript has a single exon. Gene Ontology annotation, molecular function: protein binding. The coding region runs from base 27 to 1193 and encodes 388 amino acids. Lineage: Eukaryota; Viridiplantae; Streptophyta; Magnoliopsida; Malpighiales; Euphorbiaceae. The record is from RefSeq and is a predicted model, not a curated record. Gene Ontology annotation, biological process: proteasome-mediated ubiquitin-dependent protein catabolic process. Gene Ontology annotation, cellular component: cytosol; nucleus.
CUCACAACUAAAUAAACACAAAAAAAAUGUCAAAAGAUUCUAAAGCAGACAAGGCAACCCAAGAACAAGAACUUGAACAUGAACAAGUCUCAAUUAAUUUAGAUAUCCUAGGAUAUAUAUUCACUCUUGUUCCACUCAUAGAUCUUGUUUCCACCUUCCAAGUCUCCAAAUCUUGGAAACAAGCUGUUUCUACUUCUCUUCAUCAUUUGAACCCAAUCAAACCAUGGCUUUUCCUCCACUCACAAUCCACCAGGUCUCCUUUCUCCACCACCGCCUACGCUUUCGAUCCCCGCUCCUCCCUUUGGAUCAACGUUCAACAACCACCGUCCACCUCUUCCACCUCGCCACCUCUCCGCUCCUCUCACUCCACCCUCCUUUACACGCUAUCCCCUUCCAAAUUCUCCUUCUCUUUCCACCCUUUUCAUGCAGACUGGAGCGUCGUUGACGCGCCGCUCAUCUGGAGAACAGACCCUACCGUUGCUGUUAUCGGCCACCGCAUCAUUGUCGCCGGCGGUACAUGUGAUUUCGAGGAUGACCCUUUAGCAGUAGAGAUAUAUAACAUGAAUACCAGCACGUGGGAGACGUGCGAAUCCAUGCCUGCCGUCUUCCAACACUCAGCAGCCUCUAUGUGGCUGUCCACAGCAGUCACCACUGAUAAAAUGUACGUCGCGGAUAAAACAACCGCCGUGGCUUACCGGUUCGAUCCUGAAAUCAAAACCUGGUACGGGCCUUAUAAUCUGUGCCCUAACGCAAACAUGCAGAGCUGUUACGUAGGAUUCGCUAACGACCGUCUGAUUUUAAUCGGUCUGAUCGGAGAAGAUGAUGAAACGGUUGAUGAAGUAAAAUUAUUUGAGCUAAACUGUGAAUCAAUGGAGAUAACCAGAGAAAUCGGCGAGAUGCCGAAUUUUCUGGUGGAGAAGAUGAGAGGUGAGGUUUUAAGUUUGUCAUCAAUGGUUGUGAAUGUAAUGGGUGAUUUUGUGUUUGUAAUCAACGGUUCAUAUCCUGAAGAGGUGUUCUUGUGUGAACUUGACGGCCAUGGCGGCGGGUGUAGUUGGAGUAGUGUAAGCAAUGUUGUAGUGAAUGAUGAUAAGUGUAGAUUAAUGGAGAGGUUAGUGUUCACUUGUGCUAAUGUGAGCUUGGGUGAUCUGUAUAAGGCUACCAUGAUUCAGGGCAGACGAUUCACUGUGCUUUGAGAUUUUAGUAAUGAAAUGUUAUUUAACUGAAUAUUGUAUUUUAGUAAUUUAUUAUAAUUUAUACUGUUGUUGUUAUUUUUAUUAUUCGUGAUUUAAAUAAAAACAUUAAAAUUAA